Oncorhynchus tshawytscha (Chinook salmon) is the source of this 6076-nucleotide messenger RNA. RefSeq names its product trichohyalin-like. The record is from RefSeq and is a predicted model, not a curated record. The transcript is spliced from 3 exons. NCBI's taxonomy places the organism in Eukaryota, Metazoa, Chordata, Actinopteri, Salmoniformes, Salmonidae. Bases 1 to 5838 code for a protein of 1945 amino acids.
AUGAAGGAUGAAAUAGAGAGAGCAGAAGAAGAGAUGGAACAAAGAAGGGAAGAGACCAAAAGGGAGAGAGAUGCAAUUGAACAGGCGAAGGCUGAAAUAGAAAGAACAAAAGAGGAACUGGAGAUUCGUCUGGAAGAGGGCUUUAGAGAUAUUGAUGAGAAGGAACAGAUGAAUGCUGAGAUACAGAGAUUAAUCCAAGAGGUAGAGCGAACCAGAGAAAUGGUACGACAAACAAAAGUGGCAAUGGAAAACAGGAUGGAAGAAAGCAAUAUGGAGAUGGGUGACAAAGACAGAGUGAAUGCUGUAAUCCAGAGGUUGAUUCUAGAGGUGGAACAAACCAGAGAGGUGUUAAGAAGGGUGAAAGAAGAAAUGGAACUGAGCAAGGGGGAGUUAAAAGGGGAAAAGGACAAAAUCAGACUGAUGAAGACGGAGACACAAAAAAGAAAAAAAGAGCUGGAGCAAAGGAUGGAGAAGAUCAUGCGAGAGAGGGAUGAGUUAGAACUGGUGAAGUCAAAGAUACAGAGACAACGGGAAGAGCUGAAACAGAAGAUGGAAGAUGGAAAGACUGAGAGUGAAAAGAUGGAACAGAUGAAAGAUGAAAUUGAGAAACAGAGAUAUGAACAACGAGCUGAAAUCCAAAGGGAAAGAGAAAUGUUGGAGAAAGUAAGAGACGAGAUACGGAGAGCCGAAGACGAUUCCGAAGAAAUACAGUUUCAGAGCAAAAAGGGGACUUACAAAAGAAGAUGGAUGAAACAAAGCGAGAGGGAGAUGCUUGAGCAAAUUAAAACGGAGGUUUUGUCAGAAAGGGCCAUGUUGAAAAGACAAAUCCAUGAAACUGCAAGAGAAAGAGAGGACUUGGAAUUGCUUCGGUGUGAGACCCUGAAUAAAAAGCAGGAGCUUGAGAAAAAGCAGGAGGAAGCUGUCAAGGAAGAACUUGAACUGAGAGCUGAAAUGCAGAGAGAUAGAGAGGAGAUAGAGAGAACCAAGAAGAAAAUAGAGAGGGAGUUAAAACAAGGCAGGGAUGCCACAAGUCUAGAGAGAGGCGAAGUGGAACGGAUGAAGGUUGAAGUACAGAACCAGCAUGAGGAAAUGACUAGAUCCAUUGAGAGGACAAGGCAAGCCAGAGACGUGAUGGAACAGAUGAAGGAUGAAAUUCAGAGAGAAAAACAACUUUUGGAGAGAAUAAGGGAAGAAACAAUAAGAGAGAAAGCACCCUAUGAAACGGUCAAGGAUGAGCUAAACAGAGUAAAAGAAGAGAUGGAAAAACUCUGGGAUGAGGUACAGAGGGACGAGCGGGAAGAGAGAGCCAAACUGCAUCGAGAAAAUGUGGAGCUGAAUAAGAGAAUGGAGGAAAUUAAGACAGAGAUUAACCAGAUAGAAACAAUAAAAUUUGACCUAGAGAGACAGAGAGAUGAGAUUGAAGCAAGGAUGGAGAAGACAAAGAGAGAGAUGGACAAGCUGGAACAAACGAAGGCUGAAAUACAAAGACAGAAAGAGGACAUUGAAAACAAGAUGACAGAAACAAAGAGUGAGAAAGAGGAGAUGGAAAGGAUCAAAUCUGAGAUACAGAAGCAGAAAGAGGAAAUUGAAAACAAAAUGCAACAAGCAGAGACAGAAAUGGAUGAGCUGAAAAGUGUGAGGGAAGAUAUUCAGAGGCAGAGACAAGAGGUCGAGAACAUGAUGCAGAAGGCCAAGAGAGAGAUUGGAGAGAUGGAACUAGUGAAGACUGAGAUGCAAAGGAAGAAAAAGGACCUUGAACAGAUGAUGAGAAAGACUAAGAGAAAAAAGGAAGAAAUGGAAAAGAUGAAGGAUGAAAUAGAGAGGGCAGAAGAAGAGAUGGAACAAAGAAGGGAAGAGACCAAAAGGGAGAGAGAUGCAAUUGAACAGGCGAAGGCUGAAAUAGAAAGAACAAAAGAGCAACUGGAGAUUCGUCUGGAAGAGGGCUUUAGAGAUAUUGAUGAGAAGGAACAGAUGAAUGCUGAGAUACAGAGAUUAAUCCAAGAGGUAGAGCGAACCAGAGAAAUGGUACGACAAACAAAAGUGGCAAUGGAAAACAGGAUGGAAGAAAGCAAUAUGGAGAUGGGUGACAAAGACAGAGUGAAUGCUGUAAUCCAGAGGUUGAUUCUAGAGGUGGAACAAACCAGAGAGGUGUUAAGAAGGGUGAAAGAAGAAAUGGAACUGAGCAAGGGGGAGUUAAAAGGGGAAAAGGACAAAAUCAGACUGAUGAAGACGGAGACACAAAAAAGAAAAAAAGAGCUGGAGCAAAGGAUGGAGAAGAUCAUGCGAGAGAGGGAUGAGUUAGAACUGGUGAAGUCAAAGAUACAGAGACAACGGGAAGAGCUGAAACAGAAGAUGGAAGAUGGAAAGACUGAGAGUGAAAAGAUGGAACAGAUGAAAGAUGAAAUUCAGAGAGCGGUUGCAGAGAUAGACCUGGCAAGGGAGGAGAUACAAAGGGAAAAAAGGAAGAUUAAAGAGGACAAUGCAAGGAAAGCGAAGGAUAUGAUGGAGUCUAUGAAAGCUGAGCUUGACAGACAGACGGAGGGAAAAAACGGAAGGAAAAAAGAAAUGCCAAUGAUGAAGACCACGGUCCAGAGGCCACAGGAUGAAACAGAGAAAACCUACCUUGGAGAUACGACAACUGAGAUACCAUUUGAGUCACAAGAGCUAAGAACCGCCAUUGAAAAAGAAAGAAGAGACUUGGAACGCAGAGAGAAAAUGAUUAUGAGAGAGAAGUAUGACCUGGAAAAGUCAAAAGCCGAGUUUGAGAAGGAAAAGGCGGAGAUGGAGAACAUGAUCACAAAACAACGAGAGGAGGGCAGACAAAUUAUUGAGGACAUAGAAAAGAAAAAAGAAAAUCUCGAACAAAUGGAUGCAGAGAUGCAAAGGAAAAGACAGGUCAUCGUAAGGGAAAUGCAAUAUAAAACACAAAAGAUGCAGGACUUUAAAAAAGCAAAAGAUAAAUUUAAACAAACGCUUGUUAAAUUUAGCAAAGAGAAAAUUGAAAUGGGAAACAUUAAAAAGGCUACCGUGGCGGAAAGAAAUAAACUAGCAGUAGAGCAAGCUUACAUAGAGAAACGUAAGGAGGAGAUGGAAGCCAUCCUGGAACUGACAAAGAAGGAGAAUGAAGAUCUGCUGAACUUAAAAGCUCAAAUAGAGGGAUGGAAAGAAGACAAAGAUGAACGGGGUGAACGCCUGAACAGGGAAAGAAAGGAACUUGAAGAUCUGACAAGUAAGAUGCAAAAAGAAAAAGAGGAUACGAUAAGAAACAGGAACAUUUCGGAAAAAGAGAAAAAGGACUUGGAGCUGAUGAGAUCUGAAACGCAGAAAGAAAAGGGGAAGAUGGAACAAGAGAAGAUUAAGGUACAAGUUGAGAGAGAAAAGCUUGAAAAAAUGAAACUGGAGUUACAGAAAAAGUCCAACGACCUAGAUAUGAUCAUAGAAGACACAAAGAGGGAGAAAGUCAGUGCAUCACAAAUUCCUGUCCAAAUACAACAACAAAAGAACCAAAUUGAUUGUUUUGUGGAAGAGACAAAGAGGAGUAAAAUCGAAGAAGAAUUGAUGAGCGCUGAAAUAAAAAGACAGAAAGAGGACAUAGACAGCAAACAAGACAUUCUAUCAAAGGAGAGAGAAGAUCUGAAUAAACUCAGAACAGAGGUAAACAAUCAGAGAGAAGAGAUAGAAAAUAUCACGCAAGAGCAAAUUAAAGAAACAUUUCUAAUUAAUCAGACAAAGACAGAGAUGGAAAAAGAGAGAUGUGAGAUGGACAGAAAAAAGAAAAUGAUAGAGCAGAAUAUGGAUGAGCUAGAGCAGAGAAAGUGUGAGAUGAGAAAAGUAGAAAACAUAAUUAUCGAACUGAGAAAAGAAGAAGACAGUAUAACGAAUGAGAUGAACAGGAUGAGAAAGAUCACAGAGCAGAACAGUUUUGAAAUGCAGAGACGGUCUGAAGACAUGAAUCAGCUAAUGGAUGAGACAAGACGGGAGAGGGGGAAGGUUGAAGAACUGGCUAUCCAAACUCAAAAAGAAAGAGAAGAAAUGGUGGGUUUUAUGGAAAAGAACAAACAAAAGCAGAACGAACUGGAACUCAUGAAUGACAAGAUUGAAAGAGAGAAACAAGACAUUGAAGAAAGUCGGGAUGUGCUAACAAAGGAGAGAGAGGAGCUGGAACAAAUGAGGAGUGAGAUACAGCAACAGAGAGAGGAGACAGAAUCUCACAUGGAAGACCAAAGGAAAGAGAAAGAACAUUUGAAACAAAUGACAACGGACAUGAAAAAACAGUUGCUAGAGGUGGAUAAUGACAAGGAAAUGAUAGAAAGCUCAAUGGGGGAACUGAGAGUGAAAGAGGCAGAAAUGGUGAGAGAAAAAGACAACAUGGAUAACAAGAUGGCUAGGCUCAAAGAGGAAGAGGAUGGAAUGCGGGAAGAAAUAGGAAGGAAGAUGGACAUCUUAAAGAAGGAAAGUUGUGAAAUCAAAAGACUUAGAGAUGAAAUUGACAGUGAAAAGGACCAGCUGAAUGCAAAAUUGCUUGAGUUGGAAAAAAUGCGUGAAGAACUAGAUAGAGAGAAGAAGGAAGUGAACAACAGGAAGGAUGAAACACUGAAAGAGAAAGAUCAGUUGGAAGAGAGGCGAGGUAAGAUAAGUAAGGAGAAAGAGGAAUUGGAUAUCAGUCUAGAAGUGAUGAAAAGACAAAGGGAAGACUUGACAAGCUUGAAGGCUGAAGCAGAAGCACAGACCGAGCCUAUGGAAAUAGACUGGAAGGAAAAGCUCACGAGGGAAAGAAAACAACUUGAAGAUGUAAAGGAGGAGAUACAGAAGGAAAAAGAAGCCUUUGAGAGAAAGAAGGGAUUGACCAUGAAAGAAAGAGAUGAGUUUGAUCUGAUGAAGUCUGAAACCCAGGGACAAUUGGAGGAAAUAGAACAAAACAAACAAGACAUUCGUGUGGAGAAGGAAAAGCUGGAUCAGAUCAAAGCUGAGUUAGAAAGACGGUCUGAAGACGUAAAUCAGGUCAUGGAUGAGACAAGAAGGGAGAGGGGGAAUGUUGAAGAACUGGCUAUCCAAACUCAAAAAGAAAGAGAAGAAAUGGUGGGUUUUAUGGAAAAGAACAAACAAAAGCAGAACGAACUGGAACUCAUGAAUGACAAGAUUGAAAGAGAGAAACAAGACAUUGAAGAAAGUUGGGAUGUGCUAACAAAGGAGAGAGAGGAGCUGGAACAAAUGAGGAGUGAGAUACAGCAACAGAGAGAGGAGACAGAAUCUCACAUGGAAGACCAAAGGAAAGAGAAAGAACGUUUGGAACAAAUGACGACGGACAUGAAAAAACAGUUGCUAGAGGUGGAUAAUGACAAGGAAAUUAUAGAAAGCUCAAUGGGUGAACUGAGAGUGAAAGAGGCAGAAAUGGUGAGAGAAAAAGACAACAUGGAUAACAAGAUGGCUAGGCUCAAAGAGGAAGAGGAUGGAAUGCGGGAAGAAAUAGGAAGGAAGAUGGACAUCUUAAAGAAGGAAAGUUGUGAAAUCAAAAGACUUAGAGAUGAAAUUGACAGUGAAAAGGACCAGCUGAAUGCAAAAUUGCUUGAGUUGGAAAAAAUGCGUGAAGAACUAGAUAGAGAGAAGAAGGAAGUGAACAACAGGAAGGAUGAAACACUGAAAGAGAAAGAUCAGUUGGAAGAGAGGCGAGGUAAGAUACGUAAGGAGAAAGAGGAAUUGGAUAUCAGUCUAGAACUGAUGAAAAGACAAAGGGAAGACUUGACAAGCUUGAAGGCUGAAGCAGAAGCACAGACCGAGCCUAUGGAAAUAGACUGGAAGGAAAAGCUCACGAGGAAAGACAACAACUUGAAGAUGUAAAGGAGGAGAUACAGAAGGAAAAAGAAGCCUUUGAGAGAAAGAAGGGAUUGACCAUGAAAGAAAGAGAUGAGUUUGAUCUGAUGAAGUCUGAAACCCAGGGACAAUUGGAGGAAAUAGAACAAAACAAACAAGACAUUCGUGUGGAGAAGGAAAAGCUGGAUCAGAUCAAAGCUGAGUUAGAAAGACGGUCUGAAGACGUAAAUCAGGUCAUGGAUGAGACAAGACGGGAGAGGGGGAA